This is a messenger RNA of Synchytrium microbalum, 6387 nucleotides long. RefSeq lists its product as uncharacterized. The record is from RefSeq and is a predicted model, not a curated record. The transcript is spliced from 7 exons. Gene Ontology annotation, biological process: protein ubiquitination; ubiquitin-dependent protein catabolic process via the N-end rule pathway. Gene Ontology annotation, molecular function: ubiquitin protein ligase activity; zinc ion binding. NCBI's taxonomy places the organism in Eukaryota, Fungi, Chytridiomycota, Chytridiomycetes, Synchytriales, Synchytriaceae. The coding region runs from base 1 to 6387 and encodes 2128 amino acids. Gene Ontology annotation, cellular component: ubiquitin ligase complex; cytoplasm.
AUGGCGUCACAGCUGGAUGACGAUCUAUAUUCCAAGCUUAUAGGCAGUAAUGCAACUCAUGAUGGUCUUCUCAAUCAUUCAGAACUCGCUAGACUGCUACACCUUCAACUCUCUGGAAAUUCGUUGGACUUUUCACAAAUUCUCUAUGGAGCACCCAAAGAAGUCAGUCAAAGUAAUCUAGAUAAUAUACUUACAGAUGCUACUUCAAGCUCGACGCGUCAGGAAGGCCAUCCUGGUGAUGCUUUUAUGGAAGAAGGUGGCAACAUUGAUGAUGAAGCUCUACCACCUGAAUAUCGAUCAGCUCAACGUGGCAAAGUCUGUGGACAUAUAUUUAAGAAGGGAGAAGGUGUCUAUCGUUGCAGAGAUUGCGCACUUGAUGCUACCUGUGUAUUCUGUGAUCGAUGCUUCCAUGGAUCAAAUCAUGAAGGCCACGAUACUUCGUUUGCGCUGUCAGGUAGUGGGGGUGGAUGCUGUGACUGUGGAGACCCAGAAGCUUGGAAGGUUCCUAUAGACUGUAAAUACCAUUCCACAACUGGUGUUGAUACUUCCCAUACUACAGACGACGAAUCAGCUGGUCUUCCAAUCACUACUCCACUACCUCGUGAACUCGUGGAUUCCAUAACGAAAACAAUAACCACGGUCAUGGAAUUCAUAUUACAAACAUUUUCUAGAUCGUACUGGAAACCGUACUUGCCGCCUGACGCCAUGAGAUUUCAGCCAGUGUCUAUACCUGGAGAUAAUGCAAAGAAUGAUGUAUGGGCAAUCAUUUUGUGGAAUGAUGAAGUACAUUCGUUUAAUGAUGUCAUUGAUGUGGUAUCAGAUGCUAUAAGUGUUACUCGUGAUGAGUCUAGGAGGGUAGCUGAAGCUGUUGAUCUCGAAGGUCGAGACAUUAUAUUUACUGGUACAGACAAGGAGCGAAUGAGACAAAUGGCUGCCGUCAUUCAUCGUAUAGGUCUUGAUGUCACAGUACAACCGCUCCAGUUUACAAAUCAAGAAAAAAUAGCAGGCAAAUGUAUAGAAUGGCUUGAUGCAUUAUUGUCGAUUGUCCUCACUCAUCCUGUAAAAGUAAAUGGGAUCACCUAUGAAGCACCUGAACCCAUAGUCCGACAAAAGAUUUGUGAAAUAUUAUGUAGUGAACCACUCACACCGAUAAGUCGAAUGGAAGAUCGAUAUCAUCUUGGACCAGAAGGUGCUCCCAAUGUAAAUGAAAUAUCGUCCACGCCAACUCGUCUAGACUAUUUAUUAUUAUAUGAUGUCAAAAUGUGGAAGGGCCUUCGUAAGACUCUCCAUGAAUUCUUUAUCGGAACUCUGAUUGUCAGUGGUGAUGAAUUCAAACGAAUAUUAGCAGAACGAUUUGCCUUGUGUUAUACGAAAUUGACUGAACAUGGCAUUACCAUUGAUCGGGAAGUCGACUUGUCGGUCAUUUCCCUAUCUGUGCAAUUAUUCACAGUGCCCACUAUUGCACGACACUUGGCUUUGGAUACCACCAUCAUCAGUGAUAUGCUACUAUUCUUAUACAAUCUAUUUCGAGCUGAUGGUGGUCAGCACAGAACUACUCGAUUACAAAUACAUAAUGUCAAGCGGAAUAUUGACGAUGAAGUGUUUGCUUCUCGUACAGUAUUCCCGCCAACUGUACUACCAGCGAACUUGUAUACAUUAAAGCAUUCUAGGACAUAUGGUCAAGUCAUGCACGAUAUGUCAUACUUGUUAUCAAACAAGACCAUACGAAUGGAGUUAUUCCAAUCGAAUCAUAAUAUAAUGGAUUUAUUCAGAUUCGUAAAAUUGUUUGCUAUAGGUCAAGGUCUUGAUCCACAGACUCGAGCAAUCACUCAACAUGUAGAAUUUGAAGGUGACGACUGGGUCAAUGCCUUCAACCUGUCAUUAAAGAUGUCGCAACUAAUGCCAUAUGUCGCUGGUUGCUUUGCACCUUUUGGCCGUCAAGAUAUUAGCUCGCUUGAGCAAGCUCUUGCGUAUACAGCAUCGGUAUUGGUGUCUCCUGCCGCUCAAACGCGAGAUAAUAUAGCCGAUGCCUCGAAAUGGUCUCUUAUAAAUAGUGAUGGAGAAUUUGGGCCGUAUAUAAUUCCUCGAUAUCAAGUAUCAACCAAACCCAUAUCGCUACAUCAUCCAUUACACUGGUUUUUGUCUCUACUCUUGAACUAUCUUCCCGUCGCAACCAAAAAUAGGUCUGACGGCAAAGAUGUGCUAGUGCGUGCUUUGACGAGCCAAUUCCCAACUAAUCCAGCUUUCUACUCAGUACCCGUUGGAUUUGAUAAGGUAUCUGUGACGAAAACCGAGAUAUUGAGUUUGGUAUUUGAGGAACCAUUACGAGUCAUGGCCAUGCUUGCCCAAGUGCAAGCUGGUCUAUGGGUUCGUAAUGGAUAUAUGCUUCGAGCUCAAACAUAUCACUAUGAAGAGUUAGAGCUUCGUGAAGAAGGGCAUGACCAAGAUAUGUUCCUGCUCCAAACAGCAGUAAUCGCUCUAGGUCCCGAUAGAUUCAUGCUGCAAGCUCUACACCGAUUCGAGUUAUGGGAUUGGCUCGUCACACCUCAUAUUACCAUGGCGAUGCCACCUGGAUUUGAUAAAACCAAGUUUGGCCUGCUUGCUGAAGACUUUUUACGUAUGCUCAUCAUCAUGUUGACUGAGAGAGCAUUGUGUUGCAUGGGAUUGGAUGGCUUUGGUCCUGAAAAUGAAAUCAGGAGAGAAUUGAUUCAUCAUUUGGGAGCUGCCAAGAAUGGAUUGCCACACUCGGCUGUCAUUGCUCGAGUGCCUGAUCGUCUUGUUGAUCCUCAUGAGUUGAAUGAUGGAUUGUAUAGCAAACCAACUCGAUCUGUAGAUGACAUCUUGGCUGAUAUUUCCAACUUUAAAUACCCAGAAGGUGUCACAGAUCAAGGACUGUAUGAGCUCAAGUCACAAUACUAUGAGCAAAUUGAUCCUUGGUUCUGGCACUAUACUCGAGAACAACGUCAAAAGAUUGACGAGAUACUCCGAAAUCGAAUGGAAAACUCUAAAUCAUCGAAUAUAAAGAAUAGUUGGAUCCCAAUUCCUCGUAUAAUACCAAUACCUCCAACCAGUCCAUUUGGUGACUUGCUAUUGCUUACCUCCUCGAGUCUCUUUAUAAGGAUUGUAUUCAAUUGUAUUGCUAUUACUACCAUGCCGCAUAUUGUUGGCUCCUUGUCACGUCCAUUCCGAAAUGAGAAUCUAUUGUCAUCAGCAUUGCAUCUAGUAAUGAUUGGACUGUCUGAUCCACGAACUCGUGACGAAUUCUCUCGAAAAGUAGCAGUAAUGACAUUGUCCGAUUCACCGACGUCUCCAACCUUUUUGAAACUGGUAACUAGAUUUGCCGAACAGUUGGGUGUAGGCUCGCUACAACCUGCACUCAUACAAUCACAACGAGAAGAAUUCAGUGAUCAACUAGGUCGUGUAGAAUGGAUUAUAGACCAGUUGAGUCAGACACUCGCUACUCAAAUAGCUGAAUGGAGAGCUCGUGCUGCUGAACGUCAAGCAACUUCCGCCGACCAACACCAACAGCAAACUGUAGAUAGGCAAGCCACAAACUCGACAUUCGCUUCCGACACUAUAUUGACUGAAGCUGAACGUAAAAAGCAGGCUGCAAAGGCUCGUCAGGCUGCCAUCAUGGCUCAAUUUGCUAAACAGCAAAAAUCAUUUAUGGAUAAACAUUCCAGUCAGAUGGAUGUUGAUGAUGUAGAAGAUGAACGAGAUGGUGAGGAGGAUGACGAUGCAGCUGCUGAAGAGUCAUCAGCUUCCGCUGUCCCAAUGGCAGAUGAUGAGAGGAUUUGGGAGUUUCCUAAAGAUAAUUGUAUAGUAUGUCAGGAACCAACGUCCGGUCGACUUUAUGGCACGCUGUGCUUACUUCAAAAGAGCUCCAUGCUACGUCAAGUUGACUUUGCUGAUAUUGAUAAUGUGAUGGACGUGUUGAAUAAAGUACAAGGCUCCUUGGAUUCUGGUCCUUUAGAACCAGCAGAUAUGGCCAUACCUACCUCACCGGGUACUCCAUCUGGUAGUAAAUCAGCUAAAACGAGUGGUACUAGUACCAGUGGUGAGACUUCCAAGCCCUUCCAAGCAAUAGAUUAUAGGCUUGCCGAGGCCGGAUUCUUUAUAUCGACAUGUGGACACUUGAUGCACACUACAUGCUUUGAAUCGUAUAUCGCAUCAAUUCAUACUCGUCAUGAAAGUACCCACAUCCGUCGUCUUGAACCUGAGGAUCUACGACAACAGGAAUUCUUGUGUCCAUUAUGUAAGACUCUAGGUAACUGUCUCGUGCCACUAGCCUUCCCAGAAGCCAAAGAAAAGGUAUUAUGGGGCAAUGACAUGGACGCAGCAUCAUAUGAAACUCAAUUAGAAGGAUGGUGGAAGGAACACGAAGAUCCUAUUACUAAAUCUUUGGCAGGUCCUCCGUCAUUUGAAAAGGCUCUUAGAGCUGUAACGCCUGAGCCAGGUCCAUUAUCGUGGCUUUCUACUGCUCGAGCCGCCACGUCGUUGCUCUCCAGAUUUACGGACAUGUUGAGGUCUAGGAGGUCUGACGAGCAAACUACAAAUAUCGAAGAGUCGUUAGCCAAACACUAUUUUGAGCACUUGAUACCUCACGCCUGGGACGGGAUUUAUGAUUUAGAGUCUGAACCGGAUUUAGAGGCAUCCGAUUUGAUGCUUUUGCCUGAAACAAUAUAUUAUACCAUUGCUGUGUUGGAACUAGCUACACGAGGGUUACCUCCUCCAACUCUUGAUGGCUUCCGUACCAACAGGUAUAAAUCUAAACCAAUACAUCGGAUUGGUGUAGUUGACUCCAUGUCGUCUGGUCAAAUCAUGUUACUUCGGCAGUUAUGCAAUACCCAUGACAUCGUUGCUGAAUUCAUGGCGCAAGGUCGAGGAAGUGCUCAAAAUCCAGCAAUAAUGGCCAGACGAGCACUGCAUACAUUAUUAGAAGGUGUGUUGGGACCAUAUCAAUGGGAGUCAGAGAGCGGAUGGGAGGAUGGUCAAGAGUUUGAAAAGCAGGUAUGGACAGCUGCUCAUGGCGGUUUCUGGCAAGUUGUCGGUAUGAGUCUCUUUUUGAAGUCAUCCGAUGUAUUUGGAGAAGAUCCUCGUAUCAUGGCUGGGUUAUCGUAUGUGAGAGAGGUUGUACGCUGUUGUACUGUAUUCACCGAAAGUAUCUUGGUCAAGAAACAGUCGUGGAUCCACGAUACUCGAGUCUCGUCAUUCGCGACAUCCCCCUUACCAACUGAAGCAGACCCAGUUUUGACAUUCAUGUCUUGGCUUGCUCAACAACUAUUUGACGAAUCUCAGUUGGGCCCUGACUGGCAAACUCGACUCUAUCAAAUAAAUCCGCAAGUAGUAGUUGCUAUCUUGGAACGUAUCAUGUUGGUAUUCCUCAGGAGGACAGCUAUACUCUUUGAUGCUAGAUUCAAAUUGAUUCCAGCAGGUGGCCCAAAUGGAUUCGGUCUUGAUAAAGUUGACUUGGACUCUAUGGAUGAACAGGAGGAUGAGAAUCUGGACGAUUACGCAGCUGAAAAGAGUGAGAGUGAACGUCUUUUGUCAUAUCUCGCUCUGCCGAAUGUACGAGAUGUCUUUGUCUUAUUGACACGAGACUCGAACUCCUUGAUGCAUCGUCUCGUAACAGGAUGGGUCGUUCAAAUAAAGAAGGCGCAAGCUCAAACGCCGGUAUCCUCAACCUCCACUAGUAAUGAAGGCGUACAUCAACCAGCACCAUCAACAGAUAACGUAGAUGCUGCUGCUGGUAGUAAUGAUGGCGAUAUCGGUCCUACUGAAAUAACUAAUAUAUUUGUUGCUGCCACGACGACCACUACAACACAAACACCCGCAGCUGGAAGAAGAUUGACUGCUUUAGCAGAACAACAGCAUCAGGAAUUCUAUGACGACCAGUCUGCCAUGUCGCUUCCAUCACCUCUACCAUUUACACUUGUGACACUACCUCGUCGCGGUGAAGCACUUUUACAGGAGUCUACUCGACGUAUAUGUCCCAACUGUAAAACUUUGCCAUCUGAACCCGCCAUAUGCUUAUUAUGUGGAACUACUGUAUGUGUACAGAGUAUGUGCUGUAUGGAGACAGAUUCUGUACGAGGAGAAUGCAAUUCACACUUGUUUCAUUGUGGGAGAGAUUUGGGUGUCUUUCUCAUUAUCAAGCGUGCUGCUGUCAUGGUAUUGAGGUCCAACAAUCGAGGGUGUAUGGUGAACUCGCCUUAUUUGGAUGCCCAUGGAGAAGAAGAUCCUGGAUUCAGGCGAGGCAAACCAGUGUUUUUGAAUGCCAAACGCUACGACGAGUUACGCAAGCUGGUUGUCAGCCAUGGGGUGUCCAAACAUAUUGCGCGACGGUUGGAGAGCAUAUAUGAUGCUGGAGGUUGGGUAAAUAUGUAA